AUGACCCCAGAAGAAGUUCAGGAAUGGAUGCUCACGAACGAAGACUUCGACUGGGAACAGGGCGAGCCAGAGGCUGUUGUGAAGAUUGCUGGCAAAGGUGUACAAGAUGCAGACGGAAACCUGUACUUCGCAGGCUCCAAGACCCUCGAUAACGCCAACGUAGACCUACUCAACAUUUUUGUUGCACGUAUCAACGCCGACGGAACUCUCGGCUGGACCAAAGAGGCAAAUGCUCAAAUUCUAAUUUGGGGAACGGAUCAAGCGGACGCAGCGACAUCAAUCGCCAUAAUAAACGAGACAGAUUUUACAACCGGCACAAUGAUAGAGUAUCUCUAUGUUCCAGGAUACACGUGGGGCUACCUCGAUGAAGGAGGCCAUGCUCUCAACGGGUUCGGUCAAUAUGGCGGUCGAGAUGUCGUGCUGGCCAAGAUAUCGCUAAGCGGAGAAAAAAUAUGGAUGCGUCAGUUUGGUACAACCGCCAAUGAUUUUACGUAUGGAGUGGGGCUUGAUGGUAGCUUCAAUACGCUGCUACUAUCGGGUGGAUGCAUCACCAACCAAGUGGACGAGACAGUGGAAGUCGAUGUUACAGAGAUCCUAGAGACCAGGAUAAAUGCCGGAAUAAUAUCCGAUUACGAACCUCAGAUCAUGGACCCAAAAACCAGAACCAGUACUCACAACCGAGAGUACGACUUCGCUGUGAAUCUGAAUUUUGAUGGAGAUAUUCUAGACUAUGCUAUGGAUGGAGGGGUGGCAAUCACACCGCGAAGAAGGAGAAUCAGGGAAGGGGGGCUGGUAGCAGAAUACGUCGUGGUAUUGAAUCGUCAACCACUGGCGAAUGUUACAGUAGAAGCCCGUGACGUACGUUUACUGGAUCCAAGUGGGAAACCAGUUCAACAACUCCAUUUUUUGACGUCACAGCGUAUAGUAUUCACGCCUAGAAACUGGAAUCGUGAACAGCUGGUACGGCUAAAAGCUGUGGACGACAGCUUAGCUGAAGGUCGACACUACGCCGUUGUGACGCACUCUGUGAGCAGCAUAGACCGGAAUUUUGAUGGCGAAGACACCCCGUUCCUCACCGGACGUAACGUGACUAUCCAGAUUGACGAUAAUGAUCUCGCAGGGAUAUCUCUGUCAAGACAGCACAUGUUUGUAGCUGAAGGUGGUGGGAACGAAAGUUAUGAUGUGGUACUAACGUCGAAGCCGUGGCAUCCCGUUAAGAUUUUUAUUAAACAGCUACAUGUUAACCAAACGGCUGUAACACCUGAAGCAUCGAGUACAGUUAACAAAGAUGGGACCGCAGUUCUCGUGUUCCAACCGGAAGACUGGAAUAAAUCUCAGCGUGUAGUGGUAAGUGCUGUGGACGAUGUCGACUCUGAAGUGGAAUAUGGAGGCCUAUACAACGGAGGUUUGUUACUUCACUACUCCGAGAGUAAAGACAUUCGAUACAAUACUCGUCGUCCGCAAUGUUUCAAUGUUCCGAAUUGUGAUCCACUGGAUUCGGCGAAAUGUUUACUAAGGAAGGAGGAGCUACAAACUGGACAAGCUUCUGUACGGGUGUGCGAUAUCACGAGCGAAUGUGCUUUUGCUCAAGGCAAUGGGGCGUGUAUCGCAAAUGUUGUGGAUGGCAACGGGAAAAUCCCAGCUCGAUUUGGAAAUCCUCCGCUAAACCCUAAAAGAUCAGCUGAAGUUUCGACAUUUAUGAGUUAUGCGGCGAUUAUCGAUAUUUUUACAGAGGAAAAACGUGACUCAAAUCUUACGACUCUAUCAGACCAGAACUCAACAUUGGAGUUCGUGCCCCCACCUCCGGAACUUCGUGGGUUUGUGUUGAGUUUUCUGGGGUUGAUGAACGUUGAACAAGCCAGAGAAAUGAGUGCAUAUCCUAGAAAUGUUCAACACACUAUCUGUGCUGGUUUGAUACGAUUAGAAACUAUGCGUUGGUCGUUCGAAGAGUGGUCUGAAGGGUACGUGGAUCGUGUUCUUGCUGCCGUCUUUGCGAUGUUCCCUCAAAGUUACUCUCUUGAACGGCAUUCAUGGAAUUGUGGUAUGGCGAGGUUUCUUCCUAGUAACAGCAUCGACGUGAGUAUUUGGGAUAACGAUCCUGGUGUUACACUGUCCACCAUUGCACUGGAAGUCACUGAAGGAGAUACGAUUGGUGCCGCAUACGAUGUCGUUUUGAACGCUCCACCAUCCAUUGGAGGCCAUGCAAAGGUGAUUAACUCUAACGAUAAAACGCAGAUAUCGUCGGUGUAUUGUACGAAUAAACAAUCGGAUAAUUGUGGGUUCUGGGGGGAUAAAUUCUCGAAUUUGGCUGCUAAAAUUUACAAUCAAAGUACGUGGAAUACCAAUAUUGGAGUUGAUGCUCCUAACGUUAGUAUUGCGAUUAUGGGGAACUCUCAGGUGACGAUUUCUCCUUCGCUUUUAACCUUUACAGCCACAAAUUGGUAUGUCCCUCAGCGUGUUACAGUGCGAGCAGUGGACGAUUCAGUGGCGGAAUUGAAUGUGAGUUAUACCAUUUCACAUCGUGUGCAGAAUUCAGCAUACGGAUACACGAAUAGAACCGCAUUUUGGUUCAAGGACACAAACGAACCAGCUACUGAGAGCUAUCCUAGUUGGGAUAGUAUGAGUGGCUUAAUACCUUACAACCCAAUACCGACUGUUCUCCACUCACCGAAUCGCGUGCUUGUUAACGUUUUCGUACGGGAUAAUGACGUCGCGAACAUUGAUGUGGUGGUUAACCAGCCUAAAGCGAAACUGGUAACAAAAGAGGCUAGUGAUACAAUUAAUUGGGUGGGAGAUUAUGUCACAGCGCUAGCAUUUCACGACGUAUCGGUAUCAACGACAGCAACAAUCGCGUCAUUGAGAAAUAUUAUCGAGUUUGCAUCUGACGUGAAGACGUUUAUGAAGUUUCAUCUACCGCGUUUACAUAACGGAGACACGUCACUUCGUUACUCUAACGCAACACUAAUACUUCAUCAAACACCCUAUAAGAUCUUUAACGUAUCAGAGCUGGAUAACAACACAUCGAGCUCGUCAUCAGAUGCUGCGAGUUUCACGAAGGAAUAUUUACUAAAAGUGACGGCAGUGGAUAGCGCAUGGACCACAGAGAGUAUUCGUACUAGAACGACAACACCCCAACCUCUUUCGUUCCUAACGAAUGGAGCAUCGAUAGAGAUUUCAGCCAAGGUGGAGAAAAGUCGCUCUAUUGAGGUGGAUAUCUCUCCGCUUCUAAAGCAAAUUCAACCCACCCGACUCUCCGUGAUUUCUCUGCAGAUUGAAGUGCUAUCGGAAGGUGGGAACACUGACUUAAUCGCUACGACACAACUAUGUUCGUCAGUAUUCGAGAGGAAGUUACGUCCUUUGUUAUACCUAUCGUUCCAAUUUCCGAAUCUAAUAAGUGGUUUAACGGCAACACAGAGCUCCACUGCGGUAUCUGCACUAACCAACCAGCCUCUAGAAGCUUCACUAGCCACCAGCGGAGCCAAGUAUGACGAUUCAAUUGGUAGCACCGUUCCUGUUUCUACCACUACAAACGAGAGCGAUCCGUGGUGGGAAGUAACAUUCCCUCAAUUAACGAAGUUAGGAACAUUGGCGAUUUUCCUACCAGCUUCUGUUAUCGAAGCUAAUUCGGAUGGAUUCAACCUCGCGGUUAUUGCCUCAUUUAAGGCAUUUAACUCGAAAGCUCUAACUCUAAAUGACGCUCUAAAUUACGGUUGCCCAAGUACUUGUCCUCACGUAGAACGAUUACCGGUUCGGAAGGGGAUUCUGCUCUGGGAGGUUCAGGCUGGUGCAGUUGCAAUCAGAGUCUACCGCGAAGGAACUGGAAUAUUGCAAUUAUCGCAAGUCCAAGCGUUUGAAUCGUUCAUAUCGGUCACAUUAACAGCAGAUGGAACAGGGAUUCGGUCUCGACUGAAGUUUGAUUGGAGUCCGAGUCCCGCAUUGUUACAAUCGUGGCACAUUUUACAGACUGUAAGAAGAUCGGAGAACGAAAAUCUGGCAGUGAGGAUGGCUACAAGACAGAGUAGCACGAAUCCGAGGCAUGCGUUGUCCUACUUGGCUGUCGACGGGUUAAGGUAUACCAGUUGGGAUCCUCUGAUUAUCCAGAGUGCAGAUGAAAAUACUAUGGCGGCUGGCAGUACGAGAAGUGAUGGGAUGGAUCCAUGGUGGGAAGUAGAUCUGGGGAGUAUUAAACCUAUUAGAUCGAUAGUACUCUAUCCUUAUGUGGGGAGUCUUUACGAUGAACUCUGUGCUCCAGUAUCAACUGAAAGUAACGGGUAUCCGCAGUGGAGUGGCGAUCUCUAUGAUUACAGUCAUACAGAUUUGUUACUACAAUUAAAAGCUCCGUUUAUUCAGCAAUUCGAUGUGCUUUUAUCCGAUCAACCUUUGACAAAAAGUGAUGGUACGGCGUCUGGAGCCUCUGUUACAGCUAGUAAGACACUGUCCUUCUCGUGUAUCAAUUACACCAACUCAAUUAUGUGGGAAAAUGUGUUCUCAACUGCUCGAUUUGUGACUGUACGAAAGCGUGGACUCGGUGUUUUAAUGCUAAAUGAGGUGGAAGUUGUACGCUGGAAUCCUGCGACGAUGUCUCGUUAUUUACUACUGGACUUGUUCGGGACAGGAGAGAAGCAACUAGCCGUUGCUAGCGUACAGAUUUUCCCACCAAGCGAUGUAGCUCCUACAGAUUCAGAGACUCUCACAGUCCCGACUUCACUGACUUACAAAAUCCACAGUAUGAGCUCUCAACUCGCAGCUACGGGAGCUGGAUCAGCUACUGCACUACUGGAUGUUAAGGAUAAUACUGCGUGUUAUGUGGCUAGUACAGCGUCAUACCAUGAGUGGAUCGUUCUGGAGUUUGACAGACCCGUGGAGAUUGGUCUUGUGGACGUUAAUACGGAUAUUACACUGUGUUCUAGUGCUAAUGUGGAGGCUGCGACAGAAUUCUCCGUCGCAUCUCACGGCUCCGUACUGGAUAAGAUCCGCAGUGAAGACGCUUCUCAAGCUUUGGAUAAUGAGGGUUCCUCUACUACUUGUGAGUUAAAUGCAGCAGGUAUCGUGAUUUCUCCAUCCCCACAGUGUACAAGUUACGUUUGUGCGGAUAUGGAAUGUCAAUCACCUCUGCGUGCUAGAAGUUCAGGUGGGAGCAGUUUAAUUCUUAGUGAUUUCGUCGAUCUCGUGGUACUUGGAAAAUCCGAGUUGUUACCAGUGGAUCGGGUCCCGUUGUCAGUGAACGAGAACCGCGCUUUACUGUUACGUGACAAUCCCGUAGUUAUCUGGCCAUUCGAUGACGCUCCUAAAGUUCUUGUUAGGAAUGAUGAAGGCGAGUUAUCAUGGGGAGGGAAAAGUCGAGCUACAGGCGCGAUUGAGUUAGAAACGUCGUCGUCAUCAGUGGAUUUAACGAUCGACGAUGACAUGGAAGGCACGUUCUUCUCAACUGCAGUCGCGGUACAGCCGGCCAUGAGCUCAUUUUCUCUAGAAUUCUGGUUUCAUGUUACAGAUAGUACCCCUGUUAGCGUUGUUACCAUGUACGGUAAGGACGCAGAUGCUGAUCAAGUGAACAUUGGGAGCGUUGGACUGAGUCCUAAAUCCGGUAGAUUCUACUUUGAAAUGACCAAUCCAGACGAUAAAAUGGUGUGCAGAGCCGAUCUCGAUGAGGCUUCGUUUAUACUGCCCAUUGCCGAGACCUGGCACCAAGUUGUAGCCAUGUACGAUCCAAGUUCAUCCAGUAUUUCUUUCUCCAUUUGCGUCUCUGGUGGGCUACAAAGGGCCAAUUGUUACACGAAUACGACAAUGUGUAGCAUGGCUCUACUGAGUUUUAAACAAAAGAGUAUUCGCCUCGGAGCUGGGGAUUCUAACAGUGGAUUUGUGGGAAUGAUUGCGAGUGCGUCUUGGUUCGUUCGAGCCCUGACGACUGCCGAAAUUAUGGAUCACUAUCACGACUUUCUCGAUGGUGUAUCGACUGAAGCCACUGCAGCUCACAACACUUAUUCGAUCCAGUUAUCAGCUAAACCUUUGCAACCGGUAACGGUUAAGCUCAAUGCCGAGAGUGCUUGCUACCGGUUUAACCUAUGUAACAUAUCUGUUAACCCAUCGAUGUUGAAAUUCUCGACGGAGAACUGGAAUUUACCUCAACUUGUACACGUUCUCGCUACGGAUGACCAGCUGUUCGAAGGUUUACACUACUCAGAAAUUUUCCAUGUAUCAUCGAGUCCACCACUUUAUCAACUCACUUCGAAAGCUAAUACGUUUAGUGUGAACGGAAUUACGGGCGGAGAACAGCUGUCACAGAAUCUUACGGAGUCUGUUACGGCGUUUUAUCGUGAUUUCGUUUUUUACGGGGUCUUCGAUAAUGUUAGUGAACAAUUGUUACGUCAAGACGCUUUAGUGGAUUUACACCGUAACUGGGCCAAUCAAACUGUAAACGACGUCGUUGUGGCUGCCAACGCGUACGCUAAGAACGACUCAAUCUCGUCCCUAACCGUAACGAUUACAGAUUUAACGGUACCGGGUAUUGAGUUGUCCACUGCAUCACUUAGUGUAUCGGAGGAUGGUAAAGGUAACGACUAUCAAGUGGUGCUGCUUUCAGAGCCUACAGAAGAAGUUAGGGUGGCUCUUCAUAUUGCCUCAGGAUGUUACCGUCGAUGUGUUGGAAAGCCUUUGUGUCCUUCUCACUCAAUUGAACUGGCAGAUGGGAAAUAUGCAGUAACAGGAGACGAUUCAUUCUUAACUUGUGGUGAUGAUACCGAGAGCAUGAGUACAAGUACACUACUGUGUAACAUUACAUUAUCUCCGGAUGUUUUGAUCUUCUCUACGAGUGAUUGGAGCUUACCAAAGACUGUGCGAGUCCUUGCAGUUGACGAUCAUCUGGACGAACAAGACGUGCAUGUAACAAUAAUCCGGUCGACAUCUGAAAGUCUAGAUCCAAUUUACAACGCUCUGGUGCUACCAGAUAUCGUCGUGGCCAUUGCUGACAACGAUAAGACGGAGAUAUCCUACUCCACCAAACUGGUUUCGUUAUCUGAGAAAAAUCUAACAAUCUCCACGCUCAAAUAUCCACAUGCAGACUACUACACGCUUCAACUACUUACAGAACCGUAUGCGAAUGUUACAAUAGCAAUGAGCAAUGAAGCCAAUAAGUCCUGCUAUCGACGAUGUGGAUACCCAUUCGACGAGGCUUCAUGUGGCUUACCACGUCAACAGAGUGUCAGUCUUGUACAAUUGCGCACGAAUUCAACCCGCGAAAUCCAUCAAAUCUCCUUAAAAAUAGCCAAAAUCACUGAAGUGCAGCGAAUUGUGACCUAUGCGAACCACGUGGAUCAGAUUUUCCAACUUUCGGUGUCCGGUGGAUUCGGUUUGGAGAUUCAAGCGAUCGUUUUUGUAUUCAACGACGCAUUUAAAACCCGGUUUGCGUCUGUAGAUGCUAUAACAACAGCGACAAGUUAUGGUACUACGUUUACUAUCUCGAAUGGAAAUACUACCACGGCAGCUCUUGAUUUGUUUUCAACUGCUCUACAAGUGCAAACAGCAAUUAACGGAUUAUUUAGCGGAACAAACGCUGUAAGUGUGACGCGGGACGUGCAGUACAUAGCGUCGAAUAUAACGUGGAGUGUCACGUUCCUUCGGUUUGUAAAUUCGGAUGGGACUUUCCCACUGUUAUCUGUGGUAGUAAAUGGGGCAAUUCAAGGCGGAGUUACGUCUCAACGUGUAAGAGCGACUAGUUCUCCUAACGGUACUUUAAAACUGAGUUACGGUGCCGCUGUAUUUCAAGUCCCGAUCCUACCAACAGCUUCUGUUCUUCAAAAUACCCUAAGCUCACAAUCUGGAAUUUAUUCCGUUUCAGUUUCUAGAAGACUAUCAAGUAUUGGAGGCUACGGGUUCGAGUAUAUUGUGACUUUUAUCAGUGUGGAAACCUUCUCUAACUUGGUCGUUAGUUCUACUGCCAACGCUGCGGCUUCCGUAAAUGCUAUGAUCCAAUUGGCGAUUUCAGUUAAUUUAACCCAGUCACCAGUACUAAUCACUGGGUCUUUUGUGAUUGAGUAUUUCACCUCGCUUAACUUAACUACUACAAAACCCAACCGUACGGCUCCGAUUUUCUGGAAUGACUCAGCGGAAACCUUUGCAUCCAAGCUCACGCAACUUCAGGGUAUUGCAAAUGUUACAGUAUCUCGUCAGAAAUUAUCUGCAGAAGGAGGAAUGGCGUGGACUGUCCAGUUUCUUGAAAAUUACGGUAAUUUACCCAGUAUGAUUGUAACUUCGCUGAACCUAACUGGAAAGGGAGUCACCGUUGGCGUGAAUACUAUUCGUGAUGGAGAAUCUUUACGAGGGAAUUUUUCUGUUCAAAUGGGAGGUUGGUUCAAGAAGACCGCCCCACGAACAAACCGGGCCUAUAUGAUGAAUAUCCCGCUCAAAAAUACCACAUUACUACCGUAUAAUUCAUCCGCGUGGAGAUUUAAAAAAGCGCUUUUUGCACUCGAUAUCACGGAAUUAACAAAUGUUACACGUACCGGUAUCGAGUGCGAUAUCUUCAACGUCUGUAACGGAUACACGUGGACCAUCACCUACCUAAAUAGUCCUGGAAAUGUUCCUCCGAUUGCAGUUUUCCCGGACGAAAUAAUGCGUCAAGCGCCUGGUGUGACUCUAGCUUCCACUACAAUUGCCAAUGGUACAUAUUUGGGUGGAACCUUCACGUUGCGCCUGGAAUUAUUUGACCCAGACACCAAUCGAACGUAUAUUGGUACCACAUGGAGAUUACCUGUUAACGUAAGUGCUAUCGGCAUGGAUGAAGCAUUGGAGGCUCUGUACUUUGUACGUUCGAACCGUGAGGCAGAAUACGACCCCGAGACAAAAAUAUGGCGAGGAAUUAAGUUCGAUAAAGGUGUACGUGUGUAUCGAGAAGGUCCUUAUCUUGAUGGAGGCCACACGUGGAGAUUAGAGUGGGCUUUAGAGGACUAUUUACGCUUUGCAGACUUGAAAAUUACGACUGAUGUGUCUCUCGUGACGCAGGAGAUUGAGCCAUUACCCGUUCCUUCAGAGCUCGAUCUUCAGGGAAAACCUCGAUGUUCAGCGAUCCCCAGAGCGCAAUUCCAGUCUGAUACUACUGACCCAUUGGGUCUUCGUGGUUUUUGCGUGUAUGCUAUCGCAAAUGAGACAGCACAGGAGCGAUUCCUCUGUAACUAUACAGUGUUAAACCCAUGGAUCGUGUUCACUCCAGAGAACUGGUGUAUUCCACAGCAAGUCAAACUGGAAGCAAUGGACGAUUAUCUCGAUGAAUCUACCACGGAAAACGGUACUGUAACAUUCUCGAAAGUGGCGCAUACGGUCUUUAGUGACGACUACAUUUACUUAACUCUACCAUUAUCUGAUAUAACGGUUAAAGUCGAGAGUGAUGACGUUGCAAAGGUGCUUGUAUCCGAAUCUGCACUUAAAGUGAGCGAGGACGGGCUUCAAACAGCUCAAUACUAUUUGCAGCUCAACACGGAGCCUCUGACUGAUGUGAAGGUUGUCGUUCUACCCUGGCUUGACGCUACCAACACACAGUGUUACAGAUUCGGACUGUGUAACAUUACUCUUCCAGUAAGCGAGUUCGUAUUCACCCCUCGCAACUGGAAUAUCCAGCAAAAAGUGGCAGUGCUUGCUACUGAUGACAAUUUGGACGAAUACGACACACAUAUGACUGGUAUUUCCCACAUUUCGUACAGUGAUGACCCAAAGUAUAACGAGAUUUCAACAAUUCCUAAGAUCGACGUGACGGUAGUCGACAACGACGUGUCAGGGUUUACUGUGAACAAGACCAGUGUAUUUGUUACGGAAGGGCUUCUUGGAGCUGUAGAUACCUACACAGUCGUGUUAACUUCCGAGCCAUUCGCAAAAGUUACGGUUUCUGUUGUAAAUGUUGGAACUGUGGGGAAUUUCGCUGUCCCUAGCCCUACAAAACUCGUUUUUACUUGGCGAAACUGGAAUAUUCCGCAGACUGUGAAUGUCUCGGCGUUCGACGAUCGUACGCAGGAUGUUGUUGGGUCUUCCAGUUUACUUAACCACUCGUUAACAACAAACGACAUUAUUUACGCUGGACUGAAGAACCUGGCGUCAGUUAAGGUGUUCAUAACUGAUAAUGAUAAAUCGGGGAUCGAGUUAUCAACAAGAGAACUGCGCGGCGCAGAGAGUAACAAUAGUGUGCUCAAUUACAGCAUCCGACUCACUUCAGAGCCCUGGGCACCUGUUGUUGUUCAACCAAAUGCCAGUCAUGACUGUUAUUUACGUGUUCAAAGCUCCGAACGUGUUUGUAACGCCAGUCUGUUAACAACCGCGUUAACCUUUGGAGCGAAUAACUGGAGCGUGUCGCAAAAUGUUUCUCUCAUUGCGGUAGACGACUGGCUUGACGAGGCAAUUAUCCACACUGCUCGAAUUUCACACUUGUCAUUAAGUUCCGACCCUCUGUACAGUGUUAGUUACACAACAAGCGACGAUGUCAAGCUGUUCAUAACCGACAAUGAUGUUUCUUUCGUGAAUAUCACGAUUCAAAGCGCAACUAACCAACUUCACGUUGCAGAAGGAAGUUUUAACGACUCGUACAGUAUUUUCCUCAACUCGGAGCCGUAUGAAUACGUGACUGUAACAUUACGUCCUGCAGUUGAGAAGAUCGUUAGUCUGGACUCCAAGAGUGCUUUAACUCAGCCUCAAGUUGGAAUUUCGUUCGGUUCUUCUUCUUCAUCUGGUAUGACUUUGCUGGGCACUGAGAGUAUUCGUAGUAUUCCGUUAGUUUUUACUCCUUUGGACUGGUCACGACCGAGAAUUGUGACAGUAUUUGCUAUCGACGACACAAUCUCUGAAGCUGCUACUCAGUACUCGACAGUUCUUCACUCAGUUUUAAGUGCAGAUGCCGGAUAUAACAUCUCGAAUAGCUCUAUUGGUAUCGUCAGUGUAUCGGUUAUGAUUAACGACAGGGAAGCGAUACCUCCGCCUCUACCGUUAACUGCUAUGUUCGACAGUUCUGGCUCAAAGAUCAACGUCGCGUUCGACUCGACAGUGUAUCAUGCUGCUUCAAUGGACGUUAGCUCCUCUGGAUCAUACGUGAUUCGACUCAAGACUUUUGCUUGCAGUCUCGUAUUUAACUUCGCUGCUGUUAAGUACACUCUCGGCUCGCAGGCGCGAUGUUUAUGGGUCGACAUGAAGAACUUACGUAUCGAAUUGAGUGCUGGUGCGACCAUAGCUGCCAAUGAUAAGUUGGUUCUUAACGACUGCAGUUCGUUUGCGGAUCAAUAUUGUAACGCCACGGAUGUUCUUCGAGCAGGAGCGUCAAGUCGAGCGUUCUCUCAAGCGAGUGUUAUUCUUCAGGUUUCGACUAAUAUCGUUCAACCCAGUCCAGUACUCCUAGUACCUGAGAACGCUGGUAGUUGUGGCACGUGGUCUAUUGAUGCCUCUCUUUCGAGUGGAGCUGGUGGUCGGUCAUUCAUUCAGUUGAUUUGGUUCGCUCUUCCAGUGUCAAUGUACUCAUAUUCGGUUGAUAAAUCUAGCGCCGAAGCGGGUUUAGCACUGUACCGGAGACUAGAUUUGGGUCUAAAUCUACUCUGUCAGAAGUACAGAACUGACUGGACUACCGGCGUGUCGAGUAUCUCGGUGGUUCCUGCUUCAGAUAUCGCACUAGCUAGGGCCGCUAACAGCAACGCUACGUCGGAUUUCUCGAUGCUUUCCAACAUGACGCAGCUUCGAUCAGCGUGUUACCUUCGAUCUAUCACGCAAAACGCCACUGCAUCAAGCGCGUUAAUUGUUCAAGUGAACGCAUCUCUAUUAGAACCAGGUGCAAUGUAUCGCGUUGGUUUGAAACUUAUGAACGCCUUCGGUCAGUCUACAACCGUCUCUAAAUCUGUCAACCUCCAGAGUUUACCAGGUCCAGCCGUGUUUAUCGUGGGCGAAUCUACCCAAACUGUAACGAGAGUUGGUGCUCCUGUGGUGUUGCAAGUCGAUUCUACCGUUAGCUGCCCUACAUUAUCGAGUUCGGAUGUCGUUUAUCGGUGGACAGUAACCAGUAAAAGAAGCGAUGGUGCAGUAACCACAGAAGACUUCAGUAAGGACAACUCCGCUCGAGACCCACGUGUCUUCCGUUUACCACGCACUUCUCUACAAGCUGGUCUAACUUACACGUUCCGAGCCGAGGCGUAUAUUAAGGGAGCGUCAGCUACUCGAGCGUCAAGCAGCUUCGCGUCUAUCGCGGUCACUGUCUCCAGUAGCUUACCUCAAGUCGUCAUCAAAGGUGGUGACUGUGCUCUUGGAGAGCGAGACACUUUAGUGCUCGACGGCUCGACUACCACUGAUCCAGAUUCUUCCAGCACUCCGUUCACGUAUAACUGGACUUGUCAAGAUGUGACGAAUUCCUCCUCUGUAGGCUCCUGUAUGAACGCGUCGACUACACCUUCGGUUCCUUUGGUUUUAGCCUCGACCAAGUCUGUGUUGCGAAUCGCACCGCUAAAUCUCGUAUCAAACCGCCAGCUCAAGUUUUCGUUAACUGCGUCCAAAGGUACUCGAAGCGCAACAGCGUAUAGUACAAUUUGGACUGUACCAGGUCGACUACCUCUCGUCCUUGUUACUGCUUCAGCCACGAAGAUAAAUCCUUCGAGUCGAGUGACACUUACCGGUUCAGUGAACUCGGACUAUCCGUACAUCACGAGAUGGACUCAAACACUCGGAGACCUCGAACUUCCUACUACAGAUGUAAGCAACAUGUUCACGCUGCCGCUAACAAGCACCAAUAACGCUAUUCGGAGCUUCAAAUUAGUUGCAGGACUCACGUACAAUUUUCGUCUUGUAGCGACGGAUACAGUAGGAAGUGUGGGCUUUGGAUCCAUCUCGGUGGUCGUCAACUCACCGCCUGCUUCUGGUACUUUCGUUGUAAGUCCUCAAUCCGGUUACGCUAUGGAGGAUACGUUUACAUUCACGUGUUCAUUAUGGAGUGACGACGCGGAGGACUACCCCCUCACAUACUCAUUUGGUGUACUCUCCACGGCGGAUUUUGAGGUGAUUCAGGAGAAUUCGACAGAUUCUAACAACUUGGUGGCUCAAUUACGAAAAUCCAUGACGCCUUUAGUGGUGAACCAACUCACACCUUUAGCAACAGCACAAAUGUUCCCUCCUGCGGACAUGGCGGACAGUGAGAGUGUGACGGUCUUGGCGUUCAUUAGCGAUCGUCUCGGUGCUGUUGCACUCGCUUACGAUACUAUUGAGGUGUUGUUACCUGAAGCAGCAAAGUCGUCGCCUGUAGUGUAUGUUUCCGACAUGUUUGACGCUAACGGAACCUUAAAAUCCAGUGUUAGUGCAUCGGAGGAUGUACGUCAAGUCUUAGCUGGUGCUUUAAUGAUGGAGAAGGCUUUUGGUUCGUCAACUUCUCGUCGUCUUGCCAGUUGUCCCGAGGGAUUCAUGGGGGGCGAUUGUGGUACGCAGAUUGCUGUCGUGCAGAGAGUAAAUGCUGCUAUCUUAGCGACGGUGGCAAAUGCAGUGAGUUCUGUAGAGGCCAGUAAUUCGGGUCUUAGUCAACAAGCUCGAGUGCUUGGAUCUGUUCUGCGAGGAGCACCACAAGUGUUGACAGCAGCGGAUAUUGGGCUUGUAACUAAGCUCUGCAGUGGCAUUGCAGGCAGUGCUCUAACGCUAGAUGUUCCAGAUGAGUUUCUAGAUUCGGCAAGUGAUACAUUGCUAGACGUGAUUUCAAUGCUCCUAGAACUUGAGAGUUCUACCACUGAGUUGAACUCCCGUCGACUUGUUGAGUCGAACUCGGGCAAUUCUACGUGUGCUGACACUACCAAUGUCAUUAACUGGGAUAAUAUGGUGCGCACGUUUCAAUCUCUCGCAGCUUUAAGUAGCAACGAGUUGCUGGCUGACGAACCUCCUGCUGUGCUUGAGGUUAGCGACGUACGCACAUAUUCGGCUAAAGGCUCGAGCUUCAGUGACCAAGUGUCGAUGGCUCUCACCUCCACGGCAGUGGCAUGUCUGAACUCGGAUCUGUACUUGAAUGCGGUGUCACUCACAAAGAGUCCACAUUCCGUCUGCAGUCUCAACGACUCGGAGCCCAUUUCUAGACUAACGCUGUUCUCCGUACACUCAGAGGCUGCAGUGGAUAAGGCUGCUAAGGUGGCGACGUACGCGUCCGAUACUGGAGUUGAAACGCAGAGCUUAUCCAGUACAAGCGUUUGUGUUAAAGCCGCUUCCGAGUCAACGCGUCGUCUAGAAUCCGAUGCUACCGAGGCGGAGCAAUGGAUGCCACUGGUAGCUCUUACAAUACCUCACGAACGUGAACUAUCCGCUAUUGAACAACGCAAUUUCUCCACAUCUUGUCGUACUUGGAGCGAUGAGACGUCGAGUUGGUCUAUGGGCGUGUGUUUCAAGGAUGACAGCGCCAGUACCAGCGAGUUUACAGUGUGUUACUGCACUGAUAUCGAGUCGUCUCUCGAAGUUUUGGUGACGUUAGAGGAACGCUUGGACUUUUACGCUUUACAUCCAGAUCUGUACCGCAACGACGAGCCUUCUCUUGUCGUGAGCGUCACUCUGGCUGUGCUUGUUGGGGUCUUUGUGAUGGUAGCAAAAGUUGGUCAACGACUCGAUAUUCGAGAUGUUAAACGGGAGAAGCAAACGACAAUCAAGAGACUGAAUCGCUCCAAGUGGAGUGAACUGGAAGCGCGGAUGCAGGUUAAUAAUGUGUUCGAGGACUUUGACGCUUACUACGCCACCCAGAAGCAGAAAAUAUUGGACGCUCGUCCUUCCGAGGACUCAAUAGCAGCGACGGAUGUCGGGGAGUCUUCAGCGUUGUUCGCGUCCACGGUGCGUGGAGUUCACGUGAAUGGUAUAGCAACGGAGCCUCCCAAUGAACCACUAGAUAUAAAUGUUCAGCUACCGAAUGAAGCACGUACACUGUUCGGGUCGUCCGACCUCGUGGAUAGACAGUAUCGACGCGUAACGUUUCUCUUCCGAGUGAGCAAUGUACUGCUAGGUAUCAUGGGAAUUGUGCUGUUUAUUGCUGGAAUCGAAGUGCAGUUUGUGCUGGGACGAACGCCUGCUGAACUUGUGUUGUACUUGUACGGCGGGCCGCUAGGAUUCACGCUAAUGGUCGGCGGUGCAGUGUUGAUCGCGUCGGGGGUCAUGGGUGUUCUACUUGCACGACGCGAAGCUUCAAACGCCACUCGAACGGCGUACUUGACAGCCUUAGUUAUCGGUUUACUGACUCAACUCCUGGUUGUGAUGUUCGUGUUCCACUUGCUCGAGAACUUUGACGCCAUGCCGCACGGUAUUGCACUUGCACUGCGUUCAAAAUGGGACGCGUUGUCUGUAAAUGCCAAGACUCAACUCCAAGUAUCCUAUGCGUGUUGUGGGUUUCUAUCCAUUAGCGAGGAAGAGUCUUGUCCAGAGGAAGCGCUAGAUGCUGUACCUCCUCGAACGUGUUCAGUGAUCCUUGGAGUCCAGGCAUCAACUUUAUUUGCCAGCUCGUUCAAGUACGUGGAGAUCGUAUUGUUCGUGGAGAUUGCGUGUGUCGCUCUAGCGAACUUCCUCAUUCGGUGGCGUCGGAUUCGACUGGUGCAGCUUGCGAGUAGCUCUGGUAAUAGUGCAGAGACGACGAUCGUUCGCUCAACGGUAUCAGUAGUGCUUUUGUGCUUCUUGCCACCGCUGUACGCGUUAUUGGCUUGCAUUACCCUGGGUGGAGUACUAUUUGGCGUUGAUUUGAUGGUACAUUGGGGAGUAAUGGCGGAUCCACAAGUGUCUGCGUUGUUUGGUGUAGAAACCGGAGCUUUUAUCACUGCGGGAUCUGUUGUGCAUCUGCUUAUCACGCUGUGGGCAUUACGGGCACUGGGAAGACGUGAUGUACGAGCACUUCGCUGGGUUCUCGGCUUCUCACUGGUGUUUAUACUGCUCACGUUAGCAGUACGCGCGUACAUCGGACGACUUCAUACAGAUUUCUACUUGGACCCGUCGAUCAGUGAAGCGAUUAAGACGAAGUAUGUGAGAUUGCCGCAUACAACGUUGUUGAAUUUGGAGAUGGACUUGGAAUGUUGCGGCUUUAGUACUAGUUCACAAGGAACCUGCGUCGAAGGAGCGUCCGAUACGGACAUUCCUACUUGUCAAGAACAAGUGGAGAGUGCUUUGACACGAGCGUUAGCUCUAGCAACGGAUCGUCUAGCAGGUUUUGCUGUGGCUCAGGUGGUCGUACUCGUUCUCUUGGGUUGGAUAUGUUUUCGACUGCGACGAUACUCUACUGUGUCUGCCAUUCGAUCUACGCCAGUAGAGACUGACGCUUGUGAGCCACCGACGUUUAUUCAAAAGUUGUGUGUUAGUGGACUCUUGGUACUGAAUGUGGGAGCUGCAGCGGCUGGCAUUGGCAUCUUGUGUCUAGGCAUUGACGUUCUCUUCGAGCUCAACGUCUUGCAAAUGUCAUACUUGUUGCGUGUGUUUGAUCGCCGUCUUGGUGUAUAUUUGCUUAUCUUUGGAGGUUUGAUGGCGUUAUUUGCUUUGCUUGGUGGUGUUGUAGCGUGGAUUGGAAGUCAAGGAACUUACAAACAACCGAGAAUGAGAACGGCUAGAAAAUAUCUGGUGAUAUGCUACUCAUUCGCGUGUGGCGUGCUUUUCGUCGCUGCAUUCAUAUUUGCUGGUGUGGGACACAAGCUUUCGUCCCAGUAUACACCGGCGACUGAUGAUACAGUCAAAGCUGAAGCGAUCGAUACGCGGGUGAAAGAUCUCUGGAGCUCUGCCCCUUCAACUACGAAGAUGUUCGUGCAGAACACACUUCAAUGCUGUGGUUAUGAGCGUAUUGAAGCUGCUAAUGGUUCAGUGACAUAUACACUGCCAGUCGAACAAUACGGAUGGCGGCGGGUAUCCUCCACGUCCGCUUAUCAAGUGUACAGCUCGCGGAAUGCGUUAAACACCCGGAAGACCCGCGUACUGACUGACACCAAGGCAGAGCCGACACGUUUGAACAGCACGCAAUGCCCUACUGAUGAUUCCGAUGGAUGUGCUACGUCGAUGAAGCAGUACGUCUCUCGUGUGGCUCGAAUCGCCUGGCAAUUAUGCACUGGACAGGCUGGCUUUAGUGUUGCUGCUCUGCUGUGUACCAGCGGGUUGUACGACACCGAUAAACGUGGAAGAAGGUGGCACCCAGACUGGAGACUUCGCGUUAAGCGGGUGGCAUUGAUGCUGCUUGUUAUAGUGGGAACUUUAGCAGCGUUAGCAUGCUUCAUCCUCGGCUUAGAUGUGGCUAUCGGGUGGACGCUUUUCAGCUCGAGUGCCUUCCAAAUGGUGUUCGCUCGACCCAUGGGUGUGUCGUUGAUGACGUAUGGAGUGCUUGCUGUACUCACUCAUGCGUAUUCGACUCGAGCAGCUCGUCACUUCAGCGUUCAUCAACUGUUCUUGCAGUGUAUAGCUCGACUCGUACACGCAUCAGCACUAUUUGCAGCUGUAGGACUCACAGCUCACCUUUCACAUUACUCGUCACUGUCAGACGAAGGCUGGCAUUCACAGCUCGAAGAUUUCCUGGAUGAUCAAUGGAGUCUCUUGACACCGUCGACGCAGAAUACAAUAGCGCUGGAGUUCUCGUGCUGUGGUUUCAACGACCCCCUUCUUGUAGCUGGUCAAGGCGUCGUAUUCGAUCGACCAGCACUCGGCUAUUCGAGCUGCUCACUGUCAAUCUCGCGUGGAUGUAAGAACCCCCUUAUGACGGGAGUUGAGUCCUCGUUUGCCUGGUUGUUUGCGUUCCUGCUAGCGUUAGCGAUACUGGAAAUCGUGUGUAUGGUGUUGGGUGGUCUCAUACUCCGUGACGUCCGGAACUUCGAAGCAGAAGCCUGGUUCGUUCUCGAGAGUAGACUACGGUACGUGGCAGGCAGUUUCCGGCGCGAUUUCCGUCGACGGCAUGUUCUGGUUUCAAUUUGUGCAAGGUUCGAUCCUCGCCUUACUCGAACACAGCGUGCAGUGAGUGUGCUUUGUGCGUGGGCGGCAUCGCUUGCAGUGUAUGCGGGUUACUUUGCCACAAAAGGUUGCUAUCGGACGUCACUGAUGUCGUGUGAACAGCCUGGUAUAGGAGAGUUAAUUGGUCUCGGUCUUGUAUACGGUGGAGCCGUCGGAUUGGUAGUGCAGACGUGCGCCAUCGCGUUGUUUGAACACGUUCGGCAUCGUGCUGAUGACGAGACGAAGGAGGUUGCCACUGCUCGGCAACGAAAAGAGAAGGUUCUGUUGUUCCGUAGGCCUUGGUUCCGCCGCCGACGUCCAGACGAUCAAAACUCCACAGCUUUGGAGCAAUCUAAUGACGCGUCUACGCUCGAGGGAACGCAGACUACGACCGAGGAGCGCUGGUUUGUAUGGCUCACCCGCUUUGUGGCAUUGGUAUUCCAGACUUGCAGCGUGAUCUUGUUCCUUGGAGGCUGUGCACUCGCAACACUACUUGGCCUGCUUCGUCUGGGUUACAAUAAUUCUCUCUAUGGAGUCUCGCUUGACGAAGAUGUUUUCGAACUGCUUGCGGUCGCUGGAGCACUUAUCGUCGUCGCAUUGAUCGCCGCACUAGCAAAUGACCUCCGUGAUCAACAUUUAAAGCGAUCGAAUCGUCGAAAAGCGACCCCAGUUAUUGUGAUGCUGGUAAUAGUGGCCAUCGUUGCUGUGCUGGCGAUAGGAGCGGUUCUCUUGGUUGUGUUCAUGAUUCACGAGGUGGUUCAAGACGAUGCCAGUGCGUUGAAUAGCUGGAGUGUACGGACUACAGGCUUCAGUGUCGUUGAACGUCUUGAAACAGCGUGGAAAGAAAAGCUGACGGGUUAUGCCAAGGCCUCUGUUCAGCUGGAGCUGCGUUGCUGCGGGUUUUGGAGCGCUACCGACGCGCCGUUCUUGCCGUGUCCUGAGGGGGAUUCCGUUGAAGUCACAUAUGAAGCAUUAAGUGUUGGCGGCACGAUCGUGACUGAAAUAAAGCAGGAAUUUACGGCGUUGCCGGGGUGUCGAGCUGGGAUGCUUGCUCGUUUCCAUAGUGGAGCGGAUGUGGCGACGUACUGCGCGCUCACCGCAGCAGGACUGUUGAUCCUGAUGAUGGUCACCUCGCUCUUCCUAGCUCGUGAGUUAGCCAUCUCUAAAGACGCCAAACUUAAGCUACGAGUACCAGACUCUGGAGCUACCGAGGACGAGGUCAAGCGAGACGCGAGAGAGACGUUUGAGACUGUUGUCGGACUCAAAAUCGCAGCUCCUGCUCGUGGUAAGCUGCGCUCACAAAUGUUGGCUACCAGUCUGGAUAGUGUAUCUCCCUCGGUGGCUAGUGAGUUGGCAGCGGUGCCACUCAAGCACGAUCAGAUAAUGGUCUCCAGUACUUCAGCAGACCAAGAGCACCGUGAAGACAGCAUCGUAGCGAAGGUUGAGCCUAGUGCUGAUGGUAGUGACGACACUUCCAACGUUCCGUAUCCGGCAUGGAUUGUGUACGUGGUAUUCGCGAUUUGUUUGGUGUGGUUAGUGAUCAUGGUGUAUUUGGUAGCGGUCAGCGCGAUGGAGCUUGGGUUAGCUACGUCUUGGCGCUGUGUUCUUGCUUGGGCGGUGGGUGUAGCUAUCCAGGAGUUGGUAGUGGAGCCUAUUGUGAUACUUAUGUCCAUCAUUGCUCGUACGCUACGUGACUGGUGGUCUCGUACGUGUGUUGCGAGGAUCAUCCGGCGUGGACGUGCCUUCCUGCGUAUUGGACCACAGGACGUGGAAGCGUUGGAGCGUGAACAACUGGAUAGGUCUCUUACGCUGUACGAUCACCUUCGUUAUGCUGCUGCUGUUCGAAUCCAGCGUCGUUUGCUCACCCGAGUCACGCGUGCACGAUACCUGUGCCAACUUAGAGCUCACAAACAGGAGCAACACCGAUUACUGGCCAUCCAGAGACGCGAUACACUGCGCAAGACGAUAAACAACUUCAGCGAAGAAGAGAUCGAAGCCUUCAGGGUGUUGUUCGCGUCGGCGGAUCCAGCUCAGCUUGGCUUGGUCUCCCACACAACCAUCGCACAGGCCGUGUACGAGCUUGGUGUCCAUGUACCGGCACCAAAAGUUCGUGAGCUGCUUGAAGCGUUCGAUCCGGCGUACGCAGACCUCGUAGACUUUGAGCAUUUCCUGUAUGGUAUGCACUGCGUCCGCUUGUAUCACCAACAGCUCCAGAUUCAAACCACUGAGGCAACUGAUCAGUCAACAGCGAGAGCCAAAGAUGAGACCUUGGUGAGCUCGUCCGAUCGAUUCGGGCCUCGUACUGAUCCCCGAGCGGAGCUAUUGGUGAAGCGCCAAAAUCUGCUUCGAGAACUGCGAGAUCGUCGCGAAUCGCUCGCACACAAACUGAUGCGUAAAGUAAGUGGGAAGCUGCCUGCAUUGGCGCAACGUGGUAAGAGUGUAAGAACCGCGUCGAUCGAGGAGGGGAAUGAAGAGUUGGGUGAAGAAGCUGUAGCGACUGAUAGCUCCGCACCCCCAACUGGCACCUACGUGUUCUGGCAGAACAGGAAGUUGUCCCCAAAGAAACGUGCUCUCGAGUCGGUCUUGAAGAAGAAACACCAGGAGCGAAUACGUCAGCGCGAAACCGGUAGCGGUGACGUCCACACGACUGCGAGAGCUGCUGUGGAGGUUGAUGUGUCGGCUCGACCGAAGACGUCGGCGUCAUCAACAAAACAAGCACUCAAGAGCUUGGCCAGUAAAAAGACUGCUGCGCCCCGAGGAAGCUCAGCUGAAACUAAAUCGGAGACGGCUGUGGCAUCAUCGCUGCCAGACAUUGAAACACCGACACCAUCAAUCAACGAGGAGGGCACAGCGAAGCAGGAUGCUGAGUCUGUCGACGAGCAGCAAGACGGGGAAAAGGUGGCUCCAGUUGACCUAGAGCUAAGUAAUACCGGCGAUGAGAGCCGAGCAGCAACUGCGGUGCCCGGCUCGGCUGAGUCUAAGCCGACUGAAUUUGUCAAGCAGGAUGAGGAAGCCAAGCCUUUCGGCGCCUACAUGUUGCUUACCAAGCCGCCGCCACUCCGCCCUCAGACGCUGACGACAAGCGAUACUGAUGAGGCAGGUGCUGAUACUGAAGCUAUCCCCGUAGCAGCGGAGAAACCGAAGACCGGCGCCCAGAGCGCGCUGGAGAAGGCGCUACUCAAGAAGCAGAAAGCCAAGUCAAAGCCCAAGUUGUAGACGUUGAAGUUGCUGACUCACCCAAUAACGGGCACCAAUUUCUCAUUUUUCAGAAAUGCAUACAAAUCUUGUGUCCUUCAAAAUCCCAAAUUUCCUAAUCAGCUGAGCACAA
Molecule: messenger RNA, 21235 nt
Organism: Phytophthora nicotianae INRA-310
Lineage: Eukaryota; Oomycota; Peronosporomycetes; Peronosporales; Peronosporaceae
Exons: 3
Coding region: 1-21123 (7040 amino acids)
Cellular component (GO): membrane
Source: RefSeq, a predicted model, not a curated record